Molecule: messenger RNA, 642 nt
Organism: Paramecium tetraurelia
Lineage: Eukaryota; Ciliophora; Oligohymenophorea; Peniculida; Parameciidae
Exons: 3
Source: RefSeq, a predicted model, not a curated record
AUGUAUAAUAAUGAUGAUGAUUUCAGCAACUUCGAAGAUGAAAUAUAUGAUUCUAAUUAAUUAAAUCCAUUACAUUCCCUGUUUUAUUAGUCGGCAUGUGUAUAGUCUGAUGAAAAGAGAGUACAAAAUCUAAAUACAAGAGAAAAAAAUACUAUUUAAUAAAUAUCAAGUGAACUCUCUAAUCCUCCUAUUUAAACACAAAUAAACCAGUAUAUACCUUAAGGUGAGGAACAAGAUAAUUUCUAAGAAGAAAAGAAUGAGACAUAAAAAUAAAAGCUUAAAGUAAUUGCUGAUACAAUGAUUCCAGGAGAAAGUAAGAAUUUAUCUAAAUGCUAUGCAAGAUACCUAUAACAAUUUAUAAUCGAGGUUUGUGAAAAUACAGUAGACCCUAAAUUGAAAGAAUUGAGACAUGAAAAAGAUAUUUAAAAGUUUUUAUCAAAUAAGGCAGAAAACUUAACAAAUUUUGAUUUAUCCUAAUUCAUAGAGAGUGAAAAUGGAAGAAUCUUUGCUAAGGAGUAUUUUGGCAAUUGCCUUUGGAAACAAGGUGUUGUCAAAGAAUCAAAGACUAGUGUCCCCGUGCUUUACAGACACAAUAUUGAAUAAUUUUCUAAAGCUAUCAAAGCCAAAAAGAUAAAAGAAUGA